UAAUGCGAAGCCUUGUGUGCCCCGCUCUAUCACUGCUCUGCCGUUUCCAUGGCGACAGUGCCCUCUCUGGGUACAUGGGCUGGAGAAGUUGCUCUGGCUCUGCGUCAUAUUUAUUCCACUCUCCUGCCUCCUACACUCCGACACAUUCGCUUCCUCUCCUUUGUUCUGCCGUCGCUGAAUUUCUCAGUACAAACACACACUCAUCACACGUCUGUGCACCAGACACAACGCAGACUGUAUCGCACGGAGAAAGUUCCGGUUCCUUCUGAGAGGAAGCCCAUGCUGACAGAACGUGGGGGAGAAGCAGCCAUUCUGUGCGGAGUAGGGCCAAACAUGUGAGAAGAUGUCUGUUGGAGGCUGUGCUUGCCCUGGCUGUUCUUCUAAGUCAUUCAAGCUGUACUCUCCAAAGGAGCCCCCAAACGGUAGCGCCUUCCCCCCGGGCACCAUGCUGGACCGAGAUGUGGGACCGACACCAAUGUAUCCCCCUACGUACAUGGAGCCAGGAAUAGGGAGACCCACACCGUACGGCAACCAAUCAGACUACAGGAUGUUUGAGCUGAACAAGCGGCUGCAGAACUGGACGGAGGACUGUGACAAUUUGUGGUGGGAUGCCUUCACUACCGAGUUCUUCGAGGACGACGCCAUGUUGACCGUCACUUUUUGUCUGGAGGAUGGGCCCAAGCGAUACACCAUUGGCCGGACAUUGAUCCCGCGGUACUUUCGUAGCAUUUUUGAAGGGGGCGCCACUGAGCUGUACUACAUCCUGAAGCACCCCAAGGAGACCUUCCACAGUAACUUUGUGUCUCUGGACUGUGACCAGUGCACCAUGGUCACUCAAAACGGCAAGCCCAUGUUCACACAGGUGUGCGUGGAAGGCCGGCUGUACCUGGAGCUCAUGUUUGAUGACAUGAUGAGAAUCAAAACCUGGCACUUCAGCAUCCGGCAGCAUCGUGAGCUGAUCCCGCGCAGCAUCCUGGCCAUGCAUGCUCAAGACCCCCCGAUGCUUGACCAGCUUUCGAAAAACAUCACCAGAUGCGGCCUCUCCAACUCCACGCUCAACUACCUCCGACUGUGUGUGAUCCUGGAGCCCAUGCAGGAGCUGAUGUCCCGGCACAAGACCUACAGCCUGAGCCCCCGAGACUGCCUCAAGACCUGCCUGUUCCAGAAGUGGCAGAGAAUGGUGGCCCCGCCAGCGGAGCCCGCCAGGCAGGCGCCCAGCAAGCGGAGGAAGAGGAAGGUGUCCGGGGGCAGCACCGCCGGCGGCGCCGGGGCUCCCAGCAGCAACAGCAAGAAGAAGAGCCCGGCCAGCAGCUUCGCCCUCUCCAGCCAGGUACCUGACGUGAUGGUGGUGGGCGAGCCCACGCUGAUGGGCGGGGAGUUCGGGGACGAGGACGAGCGGCUGAUCACGCGGCUGGAGAACACGCAGUUCGACGCGGCCAACGGCAUCGACGACGAGGACAGCUUCAACGGCUCGCCCGCGCUGGGCGCCAACAGCCCCUGGAACAGCAAGGCGCCCUCCAGCCAGGAGAGCAAGAGCGACAACCCCGCGUCGCAGGCGUCCCAGUGAAGCAGGGCGGCGGGAGGAGGAGGGCACUGGCACCAGCCUGCCCGUGGAAUCACACUUACCAAGCGGCACCCAGCUCAGGACCAUGCCCUGCUUUCGGCUCCCAUCGCCAGGCCAAUAUUAGGCAGGACCCCUUCUCACUGCAGGACUUUUAAUUUACUGCCGCAGGACAUGGCCUAUUCCUCCUACGCCCCCCUCUGAAAACAGCAAAAAGGGUCUCUCAUUACAUUACAUGACAGCUAUUUAGCAGACGCUCUUAUCCAGAGCGACUUACACAAGUUUUUACACAGCGUUUAUAUUGCAUCCAUUUAUACACAUGGAUAUGUACUGAAGCGAUGCAGGUUAAGUACCUUGCUCAAGGGUACCACGGCAGUGUCAUACCCGGGAAUUGAACCCGUGACUUUUAGGUUACAAGACCGGCUCCUGUCCUCAGCUGUCACCGGAGUCACGGUCGAAAAGAGGUGGGUCCUGUCCUGACCGUCUCUCAGAGCCGUUUGGACCGUGUGCUUGCUCAGAAGACCAGCGCUGUGGAUUCUUGUUCCAACCUCGGGCCUCUGCAAGCCGCUCUUUUGUGAUGCUUUCUCGAAGCUGGAUCCCUCUCUUUUACAGUCUGCCCUCAGCAAUAUUUCAUGGCAUCUUUGAAGAAAAAACGAUUUUACUCUGAGCACUUCACAUUAGAACGCUUAAGAUUUUCAAAGUAAAAUUAUUUUUGACUUAUUGUUUUCAUGUGUUUUUGUAUGACCUGGUAAGAACAAAAAAAUCUGUACUGUGAAGAAGAAGGACUGGAGUUGAGAACCACGGCAUUAAAUCUUUAUAAACAGACCGUUGUAGUGAGGUACUGGGGGUUUGGUAGCUGGGGGACACACUAAUGCCACCAAACAUAACUUCACACUCUACACAAGUUGUUGCUGAAGUGUCUUUUUAAUUUUAUUUAAAAAAAAAUGUUAGUAGAAACUGACAAACAAAAUACACCCCUGGAAUAUUCUUUACACUGUUUUCACUGCAUCUUCUAUUUUUCAUAUGAAGUUUUUUAAAAUUGUUUUAAUAACUGUUCUAUCUUCAUAAUGUUGUACCAUGAAAGCUCCAAUUCGUGUAACUGGAGAAAAGAAAUCUAUGUAAAUGUAUAACUCUUAAUCCUAGAUCAUUUUGUAUCAUGACUAUUUUACGAUGGCGAUUAUUUCACAGAAGUCAUUUGGGCUUUGAUCUGAGCCGCAGACCAAACUGUUCACGUCUCAGUUUUUGGUCUGUGCUUCGGGUGAUCAAAGCGGUCAGAUAAUAGUGUUGAUGUAUCGUUGAAACAAAUAGACCGGCUAAACACUUAACGUCCCCUAUAAUUCCCAGUACGUCCGUUAAGCUGAAUGUGAUAGGUGUCAUUGUAAAUACGAUCAUGUGUCAUGUGUUAAAUUAAUGUUGGGUAAGCUAGAGGUGAGGUUUGCCUGCAGUAUAAGUUUUCUCAGUAUAAGCUAUUUAUAUCCGUACAAGGAAGUGCUGCUCUGCCCUCUGCGCAGGUCGAGUGGUGGCCUGGAACAGAGCCGUUACUUCAUGCACGUGACCUCAGGUUCAGCAGAACGGGAGAUGAGGGCAUCUGUUCAAUCUUAAACCUUUAAUGUGUUUGCUUGCAUAAAUACUAGCCUGGCUUUCACUUUGCUGAGUAAGGCCUGCAUUUAUCAAGCUUCUCUGCAAGAGUGCUGACCCCGGAUCAGUUUUAUUAGAGAUCUCAUAAUGCGUAAAGUUAGACGAUGGACCAGGGAAACCUGACCCUAGUUCGUUGCUCCAACUCUGAAAUAAAUAUGAAUAUGGUCCUAAGUCUUGCUUUUGACAGAACAUUUUAAAACAAAUUUUAACAGCCCUCAAGUUCCCAAUAAUGCUUUUAUAUUGUUUUUUGAAAGCUACAGACCAAGAACUACUGGCAGGAUCCUUUAAAAUUCUCACCGUAAAAUAUAUUGGUUUAUAUUUUUUAGAA
This is a messenger RNA of Anguilla anguilla (European eel), 3527 nucleotides long. RefSeq names its product LIM domain-binding protein 1-like. Gene Ontology annotation, molecular function: LIM domain binding. The record is from RefSeq and is a predicted model, not a curated record. NCBI's taxonomy places the organism in Eukaryota, Metazoa, Chordata, Actinopteri, Anguilliformes, Anguillidae. The coding region runs from base 344 to 1567 and encodes 407 amino acids. The transcript is spliced from 12 exons. Gene Ontology annotation, biological process: positive regulation of transcription by RNA polymerase II; nervous system development; negative regulation of transcription by RNA polymerase II. Gene Ontology annotation, cellular component: transcription regulator complex; nucleus.